CGGGGCACCAAUUUUUGUACUAACCGGGCACUCCUUCGUCUGUUGCUUUACUCUUCACUCGAUACGGGAGACUCGUAUAAGAUAACAAACUAUCGUCUGAAAACACUGAUUAAGAUUUCAGAGUGCGUGUGCGUGCGUGUCUCUUGUAUAGAGAGAGAGAGAGGAGAGAGGAUCUUUGAUUCUCGCCAUGUGCCCAACGAAACACAAAUACCGGACCUCCGCCGAUGAACCCGUCACUAAAUGCUCCAGAUCCGCCUCCCCCUCCACGCUACCUGAUUGGCUUUCCCAGGCCGUCCACGGUGGUUCUUUGCGCCACGUCGAUCUACACACCGGAAUCAAUGGCUGGGCUUCUCCUCCUGGAGAACUCUUUCAUCUCCGCUCCACCAACUACUUUACCAAAAGACAAAAAUCCCCCUCCGGCGACUACUUACUCUCCCCCGCUGGCAUGGACUGGCUUAAGUCCACCACCAAGCUCGACAACGUACUAGCUCGUCCAGAUAAUCGUGUAGCCAAUGCGCUCAAGGAGGCGCAGUCUCAAGGCAAGUCCCUCAAGAGCUUCAUCAUCGCCGUUAAUCUCCAAGUCCCCGGUAAAGACCAGCACAGCGCGGUAUUCUAUUUCGCCACGGAAGAUCCUAUUCCCUCCUGUUCUCUCCUCUACCGGUUCAUCAACGGAGACGACUCGUUCAGGAACCAGCGGUUCAAGAUCGUCAACCGGAUCGUCAAGGGACCAUGGAUCGUGAAAAAGACGGUCGGAAACUACAGCGCCUGCCUUCUAGGUAAGGCCUUGACAUGUAAUUAUCACAGAGGAUCCAAUUACUUGGAGAUUGACGUUGAUAUAGGGAGCUCCGCCAUCGCCAGCGCAAUUCUGCAUCUGGCAUUGGGAUACGUGACGAGCGUGACCAUAGACAUGGGGUUCCUGGUGGAGUCGCAGACAGAGGAGGAACUACCGGAGAGAUUGAUUGGUGCCGUUAGGGUUUGCCAGAUGGAGAUGUCGUCGGCGACGGUGGUGGAGGCGCGGCCGGCGGUGGGUCGUGGUAUGGGAUUAUCUAGGGUUAAUCACGACGACGAGGAGGAAAUCAAGGAGGGUAAAAAUCGUUAACAGGAAAGUUGGAUUUGAUUUUAAUUACAUUGCAUUUUUAAGCUGUUUUUUUCUCUUGUGAAUUAUGAAACGCCCUCUUUUUAGGGGUAUGGAUGGCUGUAGAUAAUAAUUGGAUAACAAAAUAACAAUAUUGGGAUUUUCCAGUCUCCAGAACUCUGAAUAUUUUAUUUAUUUACUGAUUGAA
This is a messenger RNA of Carica papaya (papaya), 1283 nucleotides long. NCBI's taxonomy places the organism in Eukaryota, Viridiplantae, Streptophyta, Magnoliopsida, Brassicales, Caricaceae. The record is from RefSeq and is a predicted model, not a curated record.